AUGAAUGAUACAAAUCAACUUCAACAAUUAGAGCGGAUAGUUCGUGAACUACUAGACAAAAACACAAAUCUACAACACAAUUUUGACAGUUUACAAGCAAAGUAUACGGCACUGGAGAAUGAACUCCUGGUGUCACAAAAAACAACAGCAAAAUUAGUUGUAGAUGUCCAGGCCUUAGAGCAGCUCAAACCUGUGCAGGAUUUGAACGGACUUAAACAAGAGUUGCAGAGUAUAAGAUCACAAACAAAUUCUUUGGCUUUCAACCAGCAGGCGAGAAACCAGGACUUAAUAGCGUUAUAUAACGAGACUAUUAAUAACCAGAAGAGGGUAAAUUAUCUAGGUAAACGACAAGAACUUUUCCAAAAUCAAACACACCUGGCCUUUAAAGCAAUGGAAAACAAUUAUAAUACAUGUAUGUCGGUUGUCUAUGGCAAAAUAGAUCAAAUUGAGAGGAGUACGAAUAUGACUGAUGCUCGUGUUGAUAAAGCGACAGAGAAAGUGGCAAUGACAUCCUGCGUUAGUCAUGAUAAAGUUUUGUCAGGUGGAGAGACUAUCAAAUUUGAUGAAGUGAAAACCAAUGUAGGAAUUGACAACCUUUCUUCGUUUCAAUCCACUGGAAAGUUUAAUUGCACCCAUGAAGGAUUUUAUAUAGUUUCUAUUUGGGUGCUGGCUCAAGCUGCCUCCCGAGCUAGCAAUGUCUAUAUCUAUAAAAAUUCCAAGAUCGUAUCAAAAACCUAUAUAUAUGAUAAUAUAUAUGAUACCGGUCCUGCUACAGUAGCAGUCGAGUUAGACGUGAAUGACAAUGUGUGGGUGCAAUUUGAUGACGGCAAAGUAGAUAGUUAUGGGUCUUCGUAUGCUGGGCUUCGCUUUUCUGUACAACGAUACAGUUCUCCUGGGGAAGGAAUUCUACAUCAGCGGGAAACAGGGACGUCUAUAGGUAUUGACUGGAAAAAUAAGUCAGCAUGA
Molecule: messenger RNA, 966 nt
Organism: Mytilus trossulus (common blue mussel)
Lineage: Eukaryota; Metazoa; Mollusca; Bivalvia; Mytilida; Mytilidae
Exons: 3
Coding region: 1-966 (321 amino acids)
Molecular function (GO): protein binding
Source: RefSeq, a predicted model, not a curated record